Vanessa tameamea is the source of this 1302-nucleotide messenger RNA. Its product is annotated as general transcription factor II-I repeat domain-containing protein 2-like. NCBI's taxonomy places the organism in Eukaryota, Metazoa, Arthropoda, Insecta, Lepidoptera, Nymphalidae. The record is from RefSeq and is a predicted model, not a curated record.
AUGGAUUGUUUUAUUGCAGAGCACAAUCUUUCGUGUAAUGUAGCGUCCCAUUUGACAAAAUUAAUACGCGCUGUCUGUCCAGAUUCUAAAGUUGCAGAGGAACUGUCUAUGAGCAGAACUAAAGCUAGAGCAAUUAUCGUCAAUGUAACUGGAGAAACUGCGCAAAAAAACCUAAUGGAGAAUUUAAGAGAAAAUAACUUUUAUUUGCUUGUGGAUGAAAGUACGGACAAAUCUAUCAUUAAACAUUUGGCAUUGAUUGUAAGAACAGUGGCCGAUAAUUUUCAAGUUGAAGACCGAUUUUUUACACUGAUACCCAUUGAAGAUGGAACAGCAACAGCGUUGCUUGGUAAAAUCAUAGAGUAUUUUACCGAGAAAAACAUACCUUACAAAACCAAUAUGUUAGGCUAUGCAUCUGAUGAUGCUAACGUUAUGUUUGGUGUCAAUCAUUCUCUGGUAACACUUUUAAAAUAUGAUAUACCUCAUCUUUGUACGAUAAAGUGCAUAUGCCAUUCAUUCAGCCUCUGUGCCUCGUAUACAUGCGAAAAAUUGCCAAGAGGUGUAGAAGACUUCUGUAGAGAAGUAUUUAAUCAUAUACAGAAUUCUCCAAAACGUAUAGGCGACUAUAAAACAUUUCAAGCGUUCGCAAACAUUAAGCCACACAAGCUGCUUCACCCUAGCCAAACAAGAUGGUUGUCACUUAUUCAGGUCGUUAACAGGAUUCUAGAACAAUUGCCGGCCAUAAAAAUAUAUUUUCAAGCGGCUGUCCAUGUGGACUUACUUUCUGCUCAAGCAAUCCUUAACAAGGCCCUCGAACCAACGACAGAGCUUUAUCUAGAAUUUUUGAAAUUUGCGUUGCCCAUAUUUACAGAACUCAACAAAAAAAUGCAAUCGGAAACACCAAAAGUAUAUUUACUUUAUGAAAAAGUUUUAAAUGCUUACACAAAAUUGUUGGAGUGCUUCGUUAAACCCGAAUAUUUAGACCUCACGGUAUUAGAACGACGUGAAACGAGGAAUUUAUCAGAUAUGAGAGAAGAGAAAAUUUUGAGUGUCGAUUUCACAGAGGCAGCAAAACAUUUGCCGUUACACGAAAUAUACGUUGGAGGGAUGGUUCCGAAUCUGGUCAGAUCAAGACGUGAUGAUCAAGUGAAUGAUCAAGGAGAAUUGGAUGAAGAAAGCCUGAACAAUUUCUAUAUAAAGUGUAAAGAAUUUUAUAUAGAGGCAGCAAAGCAAAUGAAAAAACGAUAUCCAUUUAACGACACAAGAUCGCCAAGCGUUGAAAUGCUUAAAAAUGCUAGACCCUAA